AUGGACGCGCACAAUACCGAAGCGAAGACCAGCAGUCCCACCCAAGCGGACCUCGCAGACAUCAAGAUCAAGGAGAAAGAAAAAGACUGCGCGACCAGUGUCAGAAGAACACGCGAACGACUGCUUAAGCUGCCCGCAGAGCUGCAAGAGCUCAUCGUCAUCCAGCUCAUCGCUACUUUCAGCCCACACACUUUUGGCUUCUGCAAUGAUGCUGAGCUUUCCGCCAUGGCCACUGUCGUCCUCAAGAUGCUUCUGAACGCGAGGCCGAAGCCAAACUCUUCAGGAUACACACUCGAGGGCGGCAGCAAAGCACUGUGGGAUCUCGCACCGAUCGUCAAGGUCGCCAUCGUCAAGAACAUGCCAGCGCUGGCGAGAGCAGUUCCUGCUACAGGUCCACGUCCUGUUAUGAACCCCAUCGCCAUCAACCUCAGCCCCGGCCUCUGCAAGCAUCUACAGAGCCUCCACUUGACGAUUCUUGAGCACGCAUCUGGAAAUGCGUCUCCUUUCAUGGACGCGCAUGCCAGCAUGAAGAACCUGGAAGCCUGGCUCCCGCAACUCAAGACACUCAAGGUGGAUGUUGUGAACGUACCUGUUAUGCACCACGGAGCUGUAGUGCGCCUCUCCAAGACUCACGCCAACGACAUCGUUUACGCGCACCUCAUCAACUUCAUGAGGACGCUGACAGUCGAGGAGCGUUACAUCUGCUUCGAUACGAAGCACGGAGACUACACCAUUCAAGCCAGCGCUACCAUGAAUGGUCGUGUGAGGGAGAGGCAUGGUGUCGCAGCGUACAUUCCCAGCGCUCAAAUCGUGGCGCGGCUGCAUGCUUCUCCAAGGUGUGAGUUCUUGCUGUUGCGUGCGGUGCUCAUGAUUCAGGAUCCGCUGGUCGCGGCAAAGAAAAGCGCUUGGAUGAAUGUCGUUUGA
Messenger RNA from Ramularia collo-cygni, 924 nucleotides. RefSeq lists its product as uncharacterized. The transcript has a single exon. The coding region runs from base 1 to 924 and encodes 307 amino acids. Lineage: Eukaryota; Fungi; Ascomycota; Dothideomycetes; Mycosphaerellales; Mycosphaerellaceae. The record is from RefSeq and is a predicted model, not a curated record.